Messenger RNA from Lindgomyces ingoldianus, 1485 nucleotides. RefSeq lists its product as uncharacterized. Bases 1 to 1485 code for a protein of 494 amino acids. The transcript is spliced from 3 exons. The record is from RefSeq and is a predicted model, not a curated record. NCBI's taxonomy places the organism in Eukaryota, Fungi, Ascomycota, Dothideomycetes, Pleosporales, Lindgomycetaceae.
AUGCUGACCAGAACUUUCUACUCUUCGACUUUGUUUUCUGCCCUGGCUGCGGCAGCCCCAACACCACAGGUACCUGGGUACACGAACGCGGAUGCUUCCGGUCUUUCAAACCAGCUACCCACAGGUCCUGUAGCAACAGUCUUCGGUCCCGAUUCUCAAGUUUCUGCAAUCGAGAUUUCGGUAGCAUCCGCUCCUCCUCGAAAGAGUAGUGAUGUCACUGGCGUAACCAGCCACGGGCCCUUCUCAGGCACUCCGACGACUUCUGGCGCAGUAAUGGCAAACGCCACUUUAGCACAGUCAAUAGCACCAUUACCUCCCAACCCAACUGCAACCUAUUACAACGUUAAUGGGACUCUGCUUAAUCCUGCGCCAGCUCCGUACACGCCUGCUGGUGGUCUUGGUACCAAUGGCACUGAGCCUCGAUACAUGGUUAACAGUGACUUUGAUUUCGAAUCUAUUGCACUUGGCCUGUACCAAGAAUGGAUUGAACUCGAUCUCUUCAACAAUGGUCUCGCUAUUUUCUCAGAUGAGGACUUCCUUGCCGAAGGCCUUACCGCCGAGGAUCGCACCUACAUUGCGUUCAUGGCCAUCCAAGAAACCGGCCACGCAACUCUCCUUAGCAACAUGCUUGGCGAAGCAGCGCCCGUCCAAUGCACGUACAAUUACCCCUACCGGACUGUCCGCGAGUUCAUCGAUUUCAACCAAAAGCUAACCCGCUGGGGGGAAUCCGGAGUCUGGGGUUUCAUUAACCACCUCGACGCCCGUGAGGUCGGACAAAUGCUGUCACAAUCCAUCGCCACAGAAGCUCGCCAGCAAAUGUCUUUCCGCCAAAUGCUCGGCCUCCACCCCCAGCCCGUGUGGUUUGAGACCGGUAUUCCGCAGUCUUGGGCUUGGACGUAUCUCGCACCGUAUAUUAGCUCAUGCCCAGAAAGCCAGACGAGACUCGCAUGGCAGAAUUUCCCCGUGCUGCACAUAGUGAACCAGCCGAACCCAAACCGGCUUUCGCCAAACGAUACGAAGCCGUAUGAAGUUUCUGGAAACCGCACCGCGGAUCCUAGCGACAGCCUCAUCCCAAGCGACGAAUCCUGCCUCAACCUAAACGUCACGGGCUACAACUGUGGACCAGGCAUCACACGUAACCGUUCUGAACCUCUCUCCUUCCCCGGCAAGCAAGUAAACCUAACUUGGGACGCCCCGGGUCAGUAUGUGGGCCCGAACAAUUCCUACGUUACAUCUACCUCGGCGGGUAGUCCGCAGUUCGUGGCUUGGGUCUCGCAACUCAACCUUACGUACACACCGUUGAUAGUGACGGGCGUUAAUGCAGGCUUCACGUAUCAGCCAGCCAGUGCGGUGUAUGAAGGAGAUCCUGCGGUUAAUGGGACAAUGUUCGUGGCGUUGACGGACGCGGACUUGCUUUUGACGCCCUUUAAUUUGAGUAUGAUAAAUCCGCAUGUUGUGGCUUUGGGGCUGUAUCAAGCAGGUUAG